Molecule: messenger RNA, 2069 nt
Organism: Linum tenue
Lineage: Eukaryota; Viridiplantae; Streptophyta; Magnoliopsida; Malpighiales; Linaceae
Source: the annotation of a GenBank genome assembly
AAAUAUGUCGUCUUGUGCCUCUCAAUGCGGCCGAAUCUGGAGCAGGAAUCCCACCAUAUAAGACUAAGAGGCUCUAUUAUAUGCUCACAACUCUAGCUAGCUAGUGCGAUUAUUUUAUCACUAAAAUUGAUGGCCGGCUAGCUUGGACCUAUAUAAUGGCUGCAGACUGCAGAUUAGGACCACAAAAUAUGAUCCAGAAAAUCAUAUGAUCCGAUCUGCCAGAAGGUUGAAGCUUUCGAGGUGGAAGGAUUCUUGAAGUGUUCUUGCCGUUAUCAAGCAGAAUGGACACCGAGCUACCGACGGCGGCGGCGGAAGCAGUCUUGCCAUCGUCGAGUCUCUUCCUCCCUGUCGUCGUGUCGACGGCGGUGGCGAUGUUGCUGGGGACGGUUGCUUACUUGUACGGCCCAUACUGGGGAGUCAGAAAGGUCCCCGGCCCACCAACCGUCCCUCUUCUCGGCCACAUUCCUCUCAUGGCCAAAUACGGGCCCGACGUCUUCUCCGUUCUCGCCAAGCGAUAUGGGCCUAUUUUCAGAUUUCAUUUGGGAAGACAGCCUCUGGUGAUAAUAGCUGAUCCAGAGCUCUGCAGAGAAGUUGGGAUCAAGAAAUUCAAACACUUCCCUAACAGAAGCAUCCCUUCUCCCAUUGCUUCCUCUCCUCUCCACCAGAAAGGUCUCUUCUUUACAAGAGAUACGAGGUGGUCAAUCAUGAGAAACACCAUACUCUCAGUCUACCAGCCAUCCUACCUAGCCAGUCUCAUUCCGACAAUGCAAUCCUACAUCGAAGCCGCGACACAAAACCUCCUUCCCACUUCAGGGGAAGGAAGAGGAGGAGAGGAAGGAGAAGACGACGUCGUCUUCUCCAACCUCUCCCUCCAGCUCGCCACGGACGUCAUUGGACAGGCCGCCUUCGGUGUCGAUUUCGGCCUGUCCAAACCUCAGCAACAACAACAAGACAAAACAAUUGGUAACGACGACGAUGUCACGAAUUUCAUCAACCAACACAUUUACUCCACCACACAACUCAAGAUGGACCUUUCGGGCUCGGUCUCGAUCAUCCUCGGCCUGCUCCUCCCCGUCCUUCAGGAGCCCGUCAGGCAGCUCCUGAAGCGAAUCCCGGGGACCAUGGACCGGAGGGUGGAGAAUGUCAACGUCGACAUAAGCAGUCGGCUAGACAAGAUCGUGGCCAAGAGAACGAACGAAGAAAACCGUGGUAGUUCAAAGGAUUUCCUGUCGCUCAUACUGAAGGCGAAGGAGACACAGUCCGAGGAAGUGGCUCGAACCGUGUUCGCUCCCGACUAUGUAAGUGCGGUGACUUACGAACACCUUUUGGCCGGAUCGGCUACCACUUCGUUCACGUUGUCGUCGGCGCUUUACCUGGUCGCCGGACACCCCGAGGUGGAGAAGAAGUUGGUGGCGGAGAUCGAUGCGUUCGGGCCUCGUGAUGUCCUCCCGACUGCGAAUGAUCUUCAACACAAGUUUCCUUACCUUGAUCAGGUCGUGAAAGAGUCUCUAAGGUAUUACUUGGUUUCUCCAUUAGUGGCAAGAGAAACAUCAAGUGAGGUGGAAAUUGGAGGCUACCGUCUCCCAAAGGGGCACUUGGGUUUGGUUGGCACCUGGGGUUCUAGCCAAAGACCCGAAGAACUUCCCGGAGCCCGAGAAGUUCAGGCCGGAGAGAUUCGAUCUGAACGGCGACGAGGAGAAGCAAAGGCAUCCUUAUGCCUUCAUCCCCUUCGGGAUCGGCCCUAGAGCUUGCAUUGGCCAGAAAUUCUCCAUACAAGAAAUCAAGCUCUCACUCAUCCAUUUGUACCGUAACUACGUUUUCAGGCACUCUCCUAACAUGGAGAAGCCGUUGGAACUCGAGUACGGCAUAGUUCUCAACUUCAAGCAUGGUGUGAAGCUCAGAGUCACCAAAAGAACGUAAAAUAUUCUACGUAAAACUUGGUUGCACAAUGUCGAGAGCAGUUUGUUGCGUAAUGAUAUUCGAUGUAAUAUGUAACAUUUUGUGCGUUUACAUAUGGAUAGUGAGUUAGCUAUCAUAAUAAUGUAACAUACAUCAUCAUCAUCAUCAUC